This is a messenger RNA of Capsicum annuum, 1914 nucleotides long. RefSeq lists its product as uncharacterized. The record is from RefSeq and is a predicted model, not a curated record. Lineage: Eukaryota; Viridiplantae; Streptophyta; Magnoliopsida; Solanales; Solanaceae. The transcript is spliced from 3 exons. Bases 231 to 1109 code for a protein of 292 amino acids. Gene Ontology annotation, molecular function: acyltransferase activity, transferring groups other than amino-acyl groups.
UCUAGCAUAGUACAAAUCGCACAAAAAGUUUCAUAAGUUUGUUUUACAAAUCUAAGUGAUUCGGAGAUAGAGAUGCUGUUUUCGGGAAGAGUGUUUGGGAAUGGAGAGAGUAAUUAAUUAUCAGCACUGUCUAUUUUUCUAGCCAAAUCUUAAGACGCAAAAAAUUCCCCUUCACCAAAUCCAAAUUUUCAGUUCAACCAAGCAUAUAUCCCUAUAUCCGUUGUCCUUCAAUGGCUACUGCAAUUUCUUUAUCAUUUUCUGUAGACCCUCAAUCUCACCACAAUUAUUUUCACCAUAAUACACAUAAAGCUUCAAUCUUUACCCCAAAAUACACACACCCUUUUAUCCUCUCAUCAAAAAAAUCACAUCUAACUAUCCCACUUUCAACUUCCCAAUCUUCAUCAUCAACCCCAUUUAAUCAAACAGGUAGAUUUUUAACAAACCAAGAACUUGAAAAGCUUGAAUCUUUAGAGAAAUACAGGUAUUUUCAAGAAUUGGAGAAAGGAUCAUUGUGGAUUCAAGUAAUGAAAGAAGAAGAAAUGGAUGUUACUGUUUGGUUAUUAGCUGAAUCUUUUGCUGAGUCAAUGUUAAUGCCUAAAGGGUAUGUGAAAUUCUUGGCAUAUUUAGUGAAACAGUAUAUGAUUGAGAGAAGAGCUAUGAUGCCACAUACUGCUACACUUCUUGCAUUCUAUAGAGAAAAUGGUGAAGAGGGAGAUUUGCAUUUGGCUGGUACUGUGGAAGUUUGUUUUGAUAAAAGGGGUGCUAAUGCUAAUCCACCUACACCUACACCUCCAAAGAAUUCUCCAUAUAUUUGCAAUAUGACUGUAGAUAAGCUGCUGAGGAGAAGGGGCAUUGGUUGGCAUCUGUUGAAAGCAAGCGAGGAACUAAUUUCUCAAAUGAGUUCUUCUAGAGAAGUUUACUUGCACUGUCGAAUGAUUGAUACUGCUCCACUCAAUAUGUAUAGAAAAGCAGGGUAUACCAUUGUUGAGACAGACAACAUUUUUAUCUUGUUGACGUUGCAGCGACGCAAGCACUUGAUGUGCAAAGUUCUUCCAGAUUCAGAAAGCCCUCUUGAAGUUGAUGAAUUUACUUCUUCAGUGGACACAUGAACAUGUAAACAUAGACAACUUUUGAGGUGGAUUCUGGUCUUCGAUUUGCCAAUAUUCAACAGGUUUAUAUGUCCCUGAAAACAAUCAUAUAUGCAACUCCGUGAAGUAACAUGAUGCAGUACAGGCAAUCACAACAGGGUGAGAAGUAUUGCUGCUAUAUUAAGAAAAGGAAGGAUACGAGGCUGAAACAUACAAGGAUUUAACUGAUCCUCGGACUUGCUUCUCCGACGUUUGUUCCAUGCUGACACCAAACCAAAAGGCAUGAUACCUGUUCUUUCAAUAGAUUCAGAUGCUUUCUUGUGGUUCAAUGAUGUAUUACAUUUGAGAAAACAGUAAAUAUUAAUGGAGAAAGAUACAAAAAUUUCUAAGCCAAAGAAGAAUGAGAAAAUAGAUAUAAGUAUAUUGGAAGGAGGAUAUAGAGUUGUAUGAGAAUCCUGUUGGAGUAUGUAUAAAGCAAAUGAGAAGUUAGUUUAUGAUAAAUACGUAACACUCUUUAACACUGUUAUCACCCAACAACCUAAGGCAAGAAAAAGCAAGAGAUGGAAAAGAAAUGUGUUGCUUACCUUCAAAUGUGAAAGUGGGGUGGGUGGGUGUAUGCCUUGAAAAGGAAAGAGGAGCUGCAAUUUAACAUGACAUUCUCUUAUUUUCUGUAUCAUUUACUGUUUCCAUUGCAAAUGGCUCUUGUUGGGUGGUCAUUUUCUUAGAUUUCUGUAACCUUUUUGCCUGAAAAUUCUGGUUGUACUGUUUUAUUGAUGUAACAUUUCAAUUUUGAGUGUUCGUGAAUCCAUAUUUUGUGUUGUUAGUA